UUGUUAUUUCAUGUGUUUAUUUAAUAUGUUGAAAAGAGGGGGUUUUAGACAUUACUUCAAAAAACACGUUUUAAAAUGGUUUAUAGUAUAUGUUGUUCAGCUUUUGUUACAGGGUCCUGGUUGUUUAGAUAAGAGCAGAGCAGGGCUCUGCUGCAGCUUCACAGUUUUUACUAAAAAAUAAGCAGUGCUAGUCUAAAACCUAGUGUAAAAAACUUUUUUUUGUCACUAUACAUUACUUUUAUAACCCUAGACUGUUUGUGCACGGUCUUUUUUUAUUAAAACACCUAUACCAAAGGACUGUGCCUUCAUUUUGGCAUGUCUUUUACCUCUCUUUGUUAAAAAGUGGGGAAAGAAGCAAUCUUCUUCUUCUCUCUAAUUCAGUGGUUUACAAAAUAAGAGGUUUAUAAACUGUCUGUUACUAAAAACCUGGGGUGCUUCUGCCUGUUCUUUUUUAUUACAAGACAAAUAUCAAAGGGAUGUGUCUUAGGUUUGUCUUUUUAAGCCAUUAUCCCUUUGCAAAACUUAAUGUAACUUUAGCCUGUGUUUGUUAAAAAGCAGGUAAAAAAGCAAACUCCUUCUCCGUAAUCCACUGAUUCACAGAGGCUGCUUUGCUAACAGGAGCUUUGCUGCAGCUUCACAUUGUCUUUACUAAAAAAAAAAAACCCUGUUAGUUUACAAUCUAGGGGAAAACCUUUAAAAAAUGGUGUGUUACUAAAAGCUUAUGGAUUUAAUUUGUAUAAAAACCCCUCUGUAAAAGGGCAUGACGGGAAAAUGCUGGAGGGUCUGUUUCUUUAGAUAAGAAUAAAACAGUUAAAAGGGAGGGGAGGGGGGAAGGAGGGAGUUGGCUCUUGUUUAAAAUCUUGGAACUCUAGGAUUGGUUCAGGAAAAUGAAUUCUAUGACGCUGCUGUAAAACCACCUCUGACUGGGCCGAUCCAAAGGCGAUGAUAACAAGUCUGAGAGGAUCUGAACCAGAAAAGUCGCCUCAUUCUACAGAAAGACGUAAAAGAAAAUGGCUUUAAACAUCCCCGGUCUGGUAGCCACAAUUGUGUUCUAUGCGAUAACGUUGGCAACUGGGAUUUGGGCUGCUUGGAAAACCAAAAAGGAGGAGAAGAAUGCAAACCGAAGCGAGCUUGCCAUGGUGGGAGGCAGAAAAAUGAACAUUUUUGUGGGAUUAUUCACCGCAGCUGCAACUUGGAUUGGAGGUGGCUACAUCAAUGGAACAGCUGAGAUCGUGUACGUCCCUACACGAGGGCUGGCCUGGGUCCUGGCUCCAGUAGGAUAUGUUCUAGCUUUUAUCAUUGGGGGCCUCUUUUUUGUAAAGCCAAUGCGAUCCAAAAGCUAUGUGACAAUGAUGGACCCCUUCCAAGAAACCUAUGGGAACACUAUGGGAACCCUUCUCUUUCUUCCAGCAUUGAUAGGAGAUGUAUUUUGGUUUGCAGCUAUUCUUUCUGCUUUAGGGGCUACAAUGAGUGUGAUCUUGGAUAUCAGAGAAUAUUUAGCUAUCAUCAUUUCAGCAUGUACUGUUAUACUCUACAUUUUACCGGGAGGACUAUACUCAGUUGCCUACACUGAUGUGAUACAGCUGGUUUUUAUGAUGGUCAGCCUGUGGACUUGUGUGCCAUUUGCGCUGCUGAACCCUGCAACUGAAAGCAUUUAUUAUACUGCUGUUAAUGAAUUCUAUCAAGUACCAUGGAUUGGCAAACUGGAAACAGAGUAUCUUGGAAGAUGGUUAGAUGAACUUCUGUAUGUGGAUCUUGGAAGUAUUCCAUGGCAGAUCUAUUUCCAAAGAGUCCUCGCAGCCUCCUCAUCCAGACAAGCAAGGCUCGCUUUUUAUUUUGCAGGGUUUGGGUGUGUUUUCAUGGCCAUUCCAUGUGUUCUUAUUGGCGCAGUAGCUGCUUCUACAGACUGGAAUCAGACAAGCUAUGGUCUGCCAACCCCUAAUGAAAGAGGGGAGUCUAGCAUGAUAUUACCCAUUGUUCUGCAGUAUCUUUGCCCAACGUAUGUUUCUGUUGCUGGCUUAGGAGCCAUUGCUGCUGCUGUCAUGUCUUCUGCAGAUUCAGCCCUUCUAUCAGCCAGCUCCAUGCUAGCUCACAACAUCUACAGGAAAAUUCUUAGGAAAAAGGCUACGGAGAAGGAAGUUGUCUGUAUAAUGAGGGUCUUCAUGGUGGUUUUUGGGGCAGCCGCUGCAGGCCUGGCUUUCCUUUCUAACUCUGUUUAUGAUCUGUGGUUCCUGAGUGGCGAGCUGGCGUACGCCCUUCUCUUUCCCCAGCUCUGCUGCGUCCUCUUCAUUCCCAACACCAACACAUAUGGCUCAGCUGCUGGAUUCCUCUUCGGGUUCCUGUUAAGGCUGCUGGCAGGGGAGCCUUCCCUGAAAAUCCCCCCUGUAAUCCACUACCCAGGCUGCUCCCUUGUAGACGGGGUCUACAUUCAGCUGUUCCCUUUUAAAACCUUCACCAUGCUUCUCACUUUGGGGACUAUUGUUGCUGUUUCAUACCUGGUGGCGUUUUUGUUUAACAGAAACAUCCUCCCUCAUGGGUGGGAUGUUUGCAGCGUAAUAAAAGAAAGUGAGGCUUCUGUUCCAAUCCCUGAGAUAGAUGAACAAGCGGGCUUACAAAUAAAUACAGACAUUUAAAACUAAUAAAGGAAUUUUUUUUUCACUACCACAGAAUUAACAUGUGGAAUCGCUGCCACAAGCUAUCACUGAGGCCAUAAGUUAAAAAAAAGAUACAGAGAAGGAUUAGAAGUUUGUAAAGAUAAUUAAAUAAAUCCACAGUUCUAUUAGAAAGGAUUUUCUUUAAAGAAGGACAUAAAUCAACCACUAACUGAUGGGAAUUGGGAAUAAACUUCCCUAUGGGCAUUUUAUUUCAUAGCUGUUAUGGGGGUUUUUGCACUUUCCUCUGACAGAUCUGGUGCUGGCCUCUGUUAGAGACAGGACACCAGACUAUGUGGACCUCAGCUGUGAGCCCAUACUGCAAUCCUAUGUUAUUAUGUAAAAGGUGUGUCAAAAACAGCCACAUGAAGAAUAUUUUGAAAGGCAGGUACUGUGCCCUUUCAAUAAAAAAGAGUAGAAGUCAUUCAUUUUUGGCUGCAUAAUAAUGAAAAUGAAGAAUCUGAACUCAGUUCAUUUUUCCCUCUAGUACCCAACUUUGAAAAAUGUAUGAAUAAUUACAAGCUUUAAGAGAUGCAUAUAUGUUUCAUUUAAACAUAUUGGGGCCUGUUUCUGAUGUAACUGUAUAGACUUCAGCUGAGUUGCAAAAGGAAUGAAUGGAGUGUCACGAACCAGGAUGUGAGUGGUCAUGCCUAGUGGUUGGAGCAGGAGUCAAGCGCCCGAGUUGGAGUCAGCGCUAAGUCAGGAAGCAAAGCUGGAGCAGACUGGAGCUGGGCAGGAACAAGGCUUUCACAGGAGCAAUUGCAGCUGUGGACAUGUACACUGAGUUCCAGAGAUCAGUUGUUGCUGUUGGGCUAAAGCGCAGGCUUGCUGACUUCCUUGGUCAAUCAGUGGGAGUGGUCAAUCAGGUGGCCUUGAGGGGAUCAGCUAUGCUCUUAGGCUGCCCAGAGACUGAGCAGGGAGCUGCACGGCCUCAUUCUUGACAAUGGGGCCUAAAUAUCUCAAUUCAUUGGCCUCCUAAAAGGCAGGUGUAAUGAUUCAGAAGCAGACAAAAUAGUCAAGGCAUGUAUGAGAAACAGAAAUGUAAUUGGCACACUUACACAGUGCAACUGUGAUCCGAAUCCCCUUAGUUGAGCCAUCUUUACUGGGCCAGGGGGAGAGACAUGUUCACCGUUUCAGAUAGCUGUGUUGUGCAGCUUUUAGGCAGAUGAAUGACAUCGUCUCCUUGAAAUAGGCUGACCAGAUAGCAAGUGUCAAAAAUUGGGACAAGAGGUGGAGGUAAUAGGUACCUAUGUGAGAAAAAUCGGGACAUCUGAUCACCCUACCUUGAAAGACCCCAAUUUACAGUUCAGGUCCUUACAGGCCACAGACACAUGGAGAACCUUCGCAUGGCCUGAAACCUAAACCAGUGCCAGAUCCGCUGGUCCCUUGUCUUCACCCGAUUCAGUUUCAAUGUGACAUCCUGCCACGUGCGAGAAACAGGACGGCAGAUGUCUUGUCCCAAAAGGACAAACUUGCUGAGUCACGCACAACACCUUGUACAACCAUCCUUAAGCCAAACACACUGCCUCAGGAAACAGGGGGAAAACAUAACAGGAGUUAAGAUUAUUUCUCAGCUGGAAUAGAGGAUGAUGAAGUAAACUACAGCAACCAAUUACAAAACAGCCACUGUAAAGCUGCAGUUGCUUUUCCCUGCCAAAUAUAAAGGGGCAACCGAGAAAGGGACGCUGAGAAAAAAAAGUCCUUAUAAAAGUGCAACCCUGCAGUUGGGAGAGCGGGAACUGGGAGGGGUUGGGGAAUUCGAUUACCAAGGAAAUGGCUCUUGGAGAAAAGGCUGCUGUGUUAUCCCUUGACUAUAGGAAAUGUGUGACUACUAAAGAUAGCUACUUUGGUGCAAAGAAAAAAUUCUUAAAAUGACAUGGCAACAUGUCCUUGCUGGGGCAGGAGCUGUGACUCUAGUGGGGUGCUAGUUGUCCACAGUGGCAAUCAGUAGCGUAGUCAUGUAUCCUUAGUUUUAUAAAUUCCUUUUUUGUCCCAGUUAUUGGCCCACUGAUUGACACAUUUACACAUCUAUGUAAAAAACAACCUCUGGCCUCCAAUGAAGAGCUGUCUUUGGAUGCGAUUGUGCUUUGUGGGCAUAUCAAGCAAAGCAGUCAAUGCUCACCUGCAGAUGCACCAUUACCGCUCCUCGCUUAUUUUCACACCUGCCGCCACUCACACUCCAUGGCAUUGAAGAAGGUAUCUAUGCCCAUCUGGGCAUUGUGGCUGCAUAAUUUUAUAUUCACCUUGAUUUUAUUAACAAUUCUCUCAAAAAAAGUUUAGGUUGUACAGUUAAAUGCUCAUCAGGAGAUGACAAAACUAAGGAUGUAUAUGUAACAUUAACGCUGCCCCCUUUUCCAUAUAUAUUACCUACCAUCUUUAAUAACAAGAUCACACACCAAUUCUAAAAUAAUACAAUAU
Chelonoidis abingdonii (Abingdon island giant tortoise) is the source of this 5069-nucleotide messenger RNA. The record is from RefSeq and is a predicted model, not a curated record. NCBI's taxonomy places the organism in Eukaryota, Metazoa, Chordata, Testudines, Testudinidae.